Miscanthus lutarioriparius is the source of this 2448-nucleotide messenger RNA. NCBI's taxonomy places the organism in Eukaryota, Viridiplantae, Streptophyta, Magnoliopsida, Poales, Poaceae. The record is from the annotation of a GenBank genome assembly.
AUGGGAGGGGACGAACGAGCUGGAAUGGAGGGCAGGGGCGGAGCGGAGUCGCGCUCGCGGAUGCAGGCGCGGAGAUGCAGAGUCACGGACACGGCGGUGUCGCAGAUGCGGGGGCAGAGUCGCGGACGGCGGGACGUGGUGUCACGGACGCGGGACGCUGGGGUGGAGUCGCGGACGCCGGGAGCCCGUGACGCGGAGUCACAGUGCAGGUAUUUGAUUGUUAUUGAUGAUGUCGAUGACAUCGAGGAGGGACAGUGGGAUACUAUAACAUCAGCAUUUGAAGGAAAUGGUGAAGGCAGCAGAAUUAUGGUGACCACAACCUUUCGGCCUACCGCUAAUAGACGAAGUGAUACUAAUGGUUGUGUGUACAAAAUGAGAACUCUUGGAAUGAAGGAUUCUAUGACAAUUGCUCUUCGUGGAAGAAGUGCAGCUGAGUUGGUGCAGGGUUCGGAGACACUUUUGAAGAAAUGUGAUGGCCUUCCGCUUGCUCUUGUCAGUGUGGCCAGCAAGCCGGGUUCUUAUCUUGAGCGAGAAGAUGGUGAGCCUAACUUUGCAAGGCUCCGUGAUGUGCUUAUAGAGAAUUAUACCAGUCUGUCUGACCUUACUGUCAGGACAUGUUUGCUAUAUCUUGGUAUAUUCCCAAUCGACCGCCCUCUCAGGAAGAACGUCAUAAUCAGGCGAUGGAUGGCUGAAGGAUAUGCAAGAAGCGAAGACAUUACAUUGAGUGAACAGAGUGUAGCAAAUGGAAAUUUGAAGACAUUCAUUGACCGGAAUAUUAUCCUUCCUGUUAAAAUAAGUAAAAAUGCAGAGGUGAAAACAUGCAAAGCGCAUGCCAUCAUACAUGAAUUCCUGUUGCAUAGGUCCAUGUGUGAGAAAUUCAUCAUGUGCUCUUCAAGGGACAAAAUAGUUCGUCACAUCUUUGUCCAUGGUGAUGUUGGUAGUGACACAAAUUCCACAGAAACCUGGAACAUGGACUUAUCUCGUGUACGGUCUCUGACAGUUCGUCGUAGUGCAGGUUGUUCUAUUUCUGAUUUUGGCAAGUAUAAACUGAUCAGAGUGUUGGAUCUUGAAGAAUGCACUGACAUGAAAGAUAGCCAUCUCAAGAAGAUAUGCAAGCUGUGGAAUCUGAGAUACCUAAGUCUUAGCCACGAUAUUACAAGGCUUCCAAAGGAAAUUGCAAAGCUCAAACUUUUGGAGACACUUGCUCUGAGCAAAACGGUGGUGACUACGUUGCCUGUGGAAGUCAUAGGGCUGCCCUGUUUAACUAAUCUCAUUGGAAAAAACAGUAAGAUGGAGACCCUGGCAGGAUUGGUUGUCGAUACAGGGCAGUUACAAGGAUUGCUGCAUCUCACGCUCCAUAUGAAGAACCUGAGAAAAGUUAAGAUUUGGUUUGAGUCAACAGAAGUCAUAGACGACUUCAGUGAUUUCAAUAAUGAUCUGGUGAAGGCCAUUCGCCAGUACACCAGAGCUCCUUUGGGUGCUGGAUGUGUUCGUUCCAUGUCAAUUGACUUUCAGGGACUGCCUGAUGGAACCCUGCAUGCUCUGCAAGAUCUGUACAAUGAAAGCAUGUCACUACAAGAAAAAUAUUACCUCAGCUCGCUGAAACUAUAUGGCGACCUAUCAACAUCGCACGAGUUUGUUGCCAUAGUUUCAGGUCUCACUAAGCUCUGCCUUUCGUCUGCCACUAUGGCACGUGGUCUGCUGUUAUCCUUGAGUGCAAUGCCCUUUUUGCUUUACCUCACACUGAUCACUGAUGAGAUUAAGGAUUUCAUCAUUACAGCUGGGGCAUUCCAAAGUCUGAGACGAUUGCGCUUUGUUUUGCAACAUCAGAACCCAGUGCUCCCAAAAAUCGAAGAGGGCGCUCUGCCGGAACUUGUCUCACUUCAGGUCCCCUCUAUGAAUUUAGCUGCCCCUUCCGGAAUUGAAAUUAGACACCUCAGAAUGCUCCAGGAAAUUGAACUUCAUCCUAAACUCAGUAAGCACACAAGACAAGAAUGGGAAGCAGCAGCAUGGAACCACCCUAACAGGCCGAAUGUUUUGCCUUUCAUUAGUAUUGAUGAUCUUGUGGUUGAUGGUCCUACAGACAAUCUGGUUGUUUCACCAAAGAAAUCAGGACUUGAGGAGGUUGUCAUCCAAGGCCAGCUACUGAACAAUUCAGGACCAUGUGUCGGUGACAUCCCCCUUUCCACCUGCAACAAUUCUGGACUCGGCAAUGAAAUGGAUUUUCUUCCAAACCAUGUGACUUUGGAGAAUCCAAUAAGUAUUCAAGAGCGUCCAGCAAUGGAGGCAUCAAAGGAUUCUCUAUUGCUGACGGAUCAACAAGGAAAGCACACUUCUACUGAGUUGGGACACGCCAGUUCCUGUUAUAAUUCAGCCAUCCUGCUCAAUACUAGCAACUGUGCACUUCAAUUGCAUGCAAAUGGGCUGGUGAAUGAUGAUUUGCGGUAA